CUCACGCCAUUACAAACAGUUCCACCAGAAGACAUUGUAAAGACAGUCCCCUCAGAAAAUUUUAUAACACCCUGCAUUGCUACCCCCAAUGCAGAGGAACCUGACAAUGAGAAAGUGGAAUCUGAUGGAAAACAAGGCGAUGGAAAAAGAGCAAAUGACAACGCGCGCUUUGAGCUUCCUUCAUUUUCUCAGAUUGAUCCUACUGUUCUUGACCAACUUCCCAAUGAUUUGAAAGCCGACAUUAUUCAAGAAUAUCAACGACAGGGAAUUGCGUUAAGCGGAGUGAAUAGUCUUACGAAAAACUAUUCAGAACCUGUAGCAGGACCGUCGAAAGCUGAAGCGGGAAAUGGUUCUUCCCUUGCCGAUUCUCAAAUUGAUCCAUUGGUUUUUGACCAACUUCGUGAUGAUUUGAAGAACGACAUUAUUCAAGAAUAUCAACGAAAAGGAAUUACUUUAAGCGUUGCGAAAAGUUCUACGGAAAACUUCCCAAAACCUAUAGCAGGAACGUCGAAAACCGAAACAGCCCUUGGCUCUUCCGUAACUAAAGAAUCAGUGAACUCUUCUGGGACUUCACUGUCAGAAAAGCCUGUAUCGUACGAUGGAAUCGAGGAGAUCACGGACAUCGACGCGAGUUACUGGUCGGCAUUGCCAGAUGACAUCAGAGUUGAAAUAGAAAGAGACAUUCAGCAACGCAAAUCGGAAACAACCUCACCCAUGAAGGGCUGGAAAAGUAUAUUUAAGCCUCAGCGAUCUCCUGUUAAAGCUGCCGGAAAAAUUUUAAACGGGAAGACAAAAGCUGAAACCAAGCGAAAGACCAAAUUCCAAGAAAUACCGAAAGCAAAAGUUCAACCUACGAUUCCAAUUCGGGUUGCAGUAGCUCAGGAGAAGGUAGUAAUAGAUGCAAAACGUCUUGAAGCACCAAAAGAAGAAUUAGCUUUGAGUGGCGCUUCUACUUUGCCGGAAAUUCGGCAACUGUUGCUGGAAUGGUUUUCGUCAUGUGAUAGCCCUGAAAGUGAGGAUUGCGAGGCUGUCUCGAAGUUCCUUGCAUGUUUGGUAAAUAAUAAAGAAUUGCACAAGAUUGAACCCAUUAUUCUUUUCUUAAGAAGAAGGUCAGUUGGGCAAAGUGAUUCAUGGAAACGUACAGUUGAUGAUAUAAUCAACACCACUCAGCUGUAUGUGAUUCAGUAUUACAACGCCCCGCUGAAACUCCCUUCGUCGUUUUUAUGAUUGCCAUACCUCUGUACUUUUCAUUUACGUGGUCCGUGAAUACCGCCUACCAGCCUACGGGGAUCGUGGUUCCCUGCUGCAGUUCGGCAGUCCCUGGUUCCCAGCCUUUGCUUGCUACUGCUGGAAUGCUAGCCUGUAACUGGAACUCUGGAUAGUCUGGAUCUGGAAGUGGAAGCUUGCUGGCUGCUGUUAUCUGUUAGACUGGUUUACUGCUGCCAGGAUGGAUGAUUGGUGAGCAUGGGCUUCUAUCGUGUCUCAACGGACACCCGUAGUACCAAAACAGAAUUGACCAAAAUCUAUGUGAAUUUACUGUAUUGGCUAACCAAAAGCCAUGGCUGAAGCAGUACGCCCAAAGAGUAAGAAAAAGGGGAAACCUAAGUUAAAGGAGAUAUUGGUUGAACAUGCUGAUCCCUUCUCAAAUACUGAAAACCAGCCAAGCUGUUCAGGGACUGAGAGUGACAUUAAAAAAGAACUAGGAACCAUCUUGCCAAGCAUAGAAGAUGAGAUCCAACAGGAUGCACCCAUCACAACAGAAAGUCAUAAAAACAUUACAGCCAAACAUAUUCCAAACCAUUUAGUUGAAGAUGAAGCCAAGUUAUUUGAAAAUGGAUCUGAACUUGUGUUUGCUAAACAAGAAAAUGAAGCUGUGUUGUUUCAAGAAGGUUCUAAAGUGCAAGAAGCUUCAAUAUGUGAGAAUUCUAUUCAUGAACAACUCAUGGAACUUUUAAUUGAAUCACCAAAAAUUAAGCCAGAAAUUCCCUCAGCACCAGCUCCUAGCAUGUUGAAUGGUACCUUUGAAUUCAACCUUGACCUACCUAUUGAAGAAAAGGCAGCAGACAUUGUAUUUCCACAGUCAUUUGAAAAUAGCAUCAGUCAAGCUGUUUACAAGCAACAACAAUUCAAUAGUUUAAAACCUUUCACUGCAGAGCAGCUGGUGUCCUUUUAUGAAAACCCUUUAUUAUUGGGCGAGGAGGCUGUGGUGGAAAGUUUUCUUGACUGUCGAAAAAAUUUAGAAACACAUCCCUUAUAUGAAAACCUAACAUACUUUUUGCGCUCUCGACCUAUGUUAAAAAGCAAUUUAGAAGAACUUGAGCAGUUUAAUCGAGAUGUUGAAGCUUUGACAUCUCAGCUGUGGACAACAGAAACCAGAAGAAUGAUUGAAUAUGGUGAAUGCGCCGACAGCAAGCGAGUUAAGGCUCACUACGAUUUCCCUGUGGCCCAUCUCAAUGAGAAGUCCUCACUUCAGCUAAUUCGGCAGUUACAGCAACAACGUGAAAAAAUUCAAGAAAAGCUAGUAUUGAGUGUCUACGAAUCUCACUUGUGGAGGCUGCGAGUUGAUUGGUUAAUUUGCCAGGGCAGCCAACACAGUGAACAUGGCUCCAUUUCGGUUCUUUUUGCCUUUUUGCGUCGACCAGUCAAAGAUAAAAUGUUCGUCGAUCAUCUGAAGUUCUGGUUAAAUUACGUUGCCGUUUCUUUAUUGAAACGAGCUAGAAAAGAAGAUUAUAUUUUCCUUGCUCAUCACGCAGUGCGCUGCCCAACUGGAUUGGCUAGAUGGGGAAGUCCGUACGUGCAAACACCUUUUUGUGAUCCUUUUGAAGACCGCCAGGGCACAAACAUUCAUCACGUUGAUGUCGGAUUAGCCUGCUUCAUAGCGCUCUCCAUGACGAAUGCCGGACAUAGUGUCCCUGAAUUUUGUUCGGUCGGCAUGGAUCUCUUGUACAUUUUGAGUAUCGCUGAUCAACACCGCCCCGUCGUGGCCUUCCUCAACCAUUUAUUUCCCCUUAUAGUCACAUGCCCUGAUGUACUCUACAAUCAGCCUAAAUUGCUAGAAAUCUUCCAACGACUAAUUCAGGCUGAUCUGACUUACUACAAGAGGGCAAAAAACUUGUUGGCACCCCAAUUUCCUGGAGUAGUCCUCAAAAUGAUGGCUUCCUUAAUCGAAAACACCAUUUGGAAGCUGAACGGGUUAUAUUUGACUGGAGCCACACCUGCACUUGAGAUUUGGCUAAAUUUACUCACAAGUCUACCCAAAUGGAAUGUCGACAAAAGUGUGCUUUAUCUCCUUGACAUAUUGGCUAGAAUCGCCUGGGCGAAUUCUUCUGAUAUCCAAAGUUUUAAUCGAAUAUUAUCCGUUGUUCUCAAAGAAUCAAGUAAAGUUCAUCGGCCGUCCAAAGGUAUCGUGUCACGCGUAGGUAAUUGGGUGAGUGGAUCAUCUGAGGCUCUUGUUCAGUUGGAUGCAACCGAAUUGAUUUCACCCACCCCUUCGCUGCCUUAUCUGUCAUGGAUAGUCUUAGCAAUGGAGAUGGAACGCCAGUCUAAAUUGUGGCAACAUCUUAUCAUCGAAUUGCAACCGGGCAAGGUAAAAAGCAUCGAACAAGCUUUGAAAUCCAUUGCAGGAUUUCUUAAAAUUCCGUACAUUGGUGUCCAUCAACUUUGUUUGAUCCGCUACGCGCAAAUGGCAUUGGAACUGAAUCCAGACCACCCGCUUUUGCCGGUAAUCAUCCAACGUUUCUUCAGUCUGUAUUUUGCUUGUUAGCAACCAAGAGAAACCCGAUGCAGCAGAUGGGCCUUUAUUACCUUUUGGAACAAAUGCUCUCGAACUGCAAGGCACUUUCAUUGAGUGAAGCAAUUGAGCCAAAGCUCUGUUUCGUGUACGAAAGACUGCUAACUGUUUGGAAUCUUACCUCGCCAAAUCUCAGUCCUAAAAAGACAGCUGUGAAAGCAGAAUGGUGUGAAUUACUCGGCUCCUGGACUGAAGAAAACAAAAGUUGGUUAUCAACAAUUGGCCUGGGUAAAGCACCCAGACUGUCAUCCAAGGGUCGCUGUUUGGCUCACGUCAUAUUGUGUUACUUGCAGCAAUCUAAGAUAGCUCUGGAUCAGCUAGAGAGCAGAUGGAGAAUAAAUCGUCCAAAAUCUGGUCCCCUUAUUAUACUCUAAUUCCUAUCUUUCACGCUUAAUUGUUAAGUAAAAACGCAGAUAUUUCAUUAUCGUUACCGUUUUUUUUGGUCAAAUAAGUAAAGUUUCAUUGUUUUUGUAGUUUGAUCGACAGUUGAUUGUAAAUUUUCUGUAAAAAAUAACAACAACAAAAGUUUCUUAAUCGCGUGAUUUAUGGGAAGAAAUACAGGCCAUCGAAGAAGUA
Molecule: messenger RNA, 4366 nt
Organism: Daphnia magna
Lineage: Eukaryota; Metazoa; Arthropoda; Branchiopoda; Diplostraca; Daphniidae
Product: ectopic P granules protein 5 homolog
Exons: 9
Coding region: 1559-3763 (734 amino acids)
Biological process (GO): autophagosome maturation
Cellular component (GO): cytoplasm
Source: RefSeq, a predicted model, not a curated record